Messenger RNA from Cryptomeria japonica (Japanese cedar), 3385 nucleotides. RefSeq names its product pentatricopeptide repeat-containing protein At4g02750. Gene Ontology annotation, biological process: RNA modification. The transcript is spliced from 2 exons. Bases 328 to 2490 code for a protein of 720 amino acids. Lineage: Eukaryota; Viridiplantae; Streptophyta; Pinopsida; Cupressales; Cupressaceae. Gene Ontology annotation, molecular function: protein binding; RNA binding. The record is from RefSeq and is a predicted model, not a curated record.
GAAUAUAAGGUUGUAUCCUAAAUUCCAGGAUGACCUACAAACUUUGUCAUAUAAAAGUAAAGUAAAGUAAAAGUAAAGUGUCUUUUAUAGUCCACGAUGCCAGCCAUCUAUGUAUGGGUUUACAGAUGGGUUAGAGCCUUAUGAGACUACCUUGUACUCUUUUGAGGAGGUGUCUAAUUGCACUACUUCUCUUUCAAGAGCACAAAUUCUCCACCACUAGAUCAACUCUUAUAUUUCUAUGUCUUUAUUUCAGAAAACUCUGAACCUUUGGGUUGCGUAACAGAAAUCAUGACUGGGAAUGGCUUCCUAUAAUCUAUAGGCAACAGGAUGGAGAUGAGCCAUCUCAUCUUCAUUGCCACUUCGGCAGUAGCACGAGCCUGGAACAACAGGCAUAUACACUCUUUUACAUGGCUUUUGAACAACCAAACUGCUUUAGAUUUCAGCACAGAGAAAUUAAAUACAUGCCUUAUAAAGAAAAAAACCACUUUAGAUCUCAGCACAGAGAAAACUACUUUCAAACGAAGGAAUAAAUCUGGAGUUCGCAAGACCAUGUGCGAUUUCGACAGUGGUGUGGUUUCGGAAAACAUGAAAAUCACACGCUAUGCUAAAGAUGGGAAAAUUGAGGAUGCACGCCAAGUGUUUGAAAAAAUGACUAAACGAAGCGUUGUUUCAUGGAACGCCAUGAUCACUGGAUAUGCGUGUAGUGGGAAGAUAAAAGAUGCGCGACAGCUGUUUGACGAAAUGCCUGAACGGGAUGUCGUUUCAUGGAAUUCUAUGGUUUCCGGUUAUGUCCGGAAUGAGAGUUUGGAAAAUGCACGGCAACUGUUUGACAAAAUGCCUGAACGGGAUGUCGUUUCUUGGGAUUGUAUGAUUUCGGGAUAUGCUCGAGGUGGGAGAAUGGAAGAAGCAUACCAACUGUUUAACAGUAUGCCUGAGAAGAAUGUGAUUACAUGGAAUGCGAUGCUUGUGGGUUAUGCACAGAUUGGGAGAAUAGAAGAUGCACAACAUCUGUUUGACAAAAUGCCUGAACGAGAUUCGGCUUCAUGGAAUAUGAUGAUUGCAGCAUACGCACAGGGUGGAAGAAUGUUGGAGGCGCGCCGGUUGUUUGAUGAAAUGCAGGAGAAGAACACAGUUUCUUGGAAUUUGAUGAUUACAGGGUAUGCUCAGAGGGGGCAGAUGUCGGAUGCAAGGGAACUCUUUGAUAAGAUGCCUGUGCGAGAUGUUGUAACAUGGACUGCUAUGGUUACAGGGUAUGCUCAGAAUGGGAAUAUAAGUGAUGCACGCCGGCUGUUUGAUAAGAUGCCUGAAAGGAACAUAAUCUCAUGGAAUGCAAUGAUUGCAGGGUAUGCCCAAAAUGGCAGGAUGGAAGAUGCCUCCCACCUAUUUAGUUCAAUGCCAAACCGAAAUGUUUCGUCAUGGAAUGCAAUGAUUGCAGGAUUUGCGCAGAAUGGGCAGAUAGAAAAUGCUAGAAGACUUUUUGAUAAAAUGGGUAGCCGCGAUAGCCUCUCUUGGACUGUUAUGAUAGCAGGUUAUUCUCAAAAUGAUCAUUGUGAGGAGGCCCUGAAAAUGUUCUCUCAAAUGAAGCAUUCAGGUUUCAAACCUGUCGAAUCAACCUUCACUUGUGUACUUAGUGCAUGUGCAAAUCUAGCAGCUCUGGAACAAGGCAAGCAACUCCAUGGUAUUUCCAUAAAAACAGGAUUUGAACCAGGUGUAUUUGUGGGGAAUGCCAUUGUUACAAUGUACUGCAAGUGUGGAAGCAUAGAUGACGCGCACUGUCUAUUUGAAAUUAUGCCUAAAAGAGAUGUCGUUUCAUGGAAUGCGAUCAUUGCAGGAUAUGCUCAACAUGGCUAUGGCAAAGAGGCACUUCAAUUCUUUGAACAAAUGCAACAUAUGGGGAUUAAGCCAAACCGUAUCACCUUAAUUGGUGUUCUGUCGGCAUGCAGCCAUGCUGGCUUAGUGAACAAAGGUGAGCACUACUUUCAUUCCAUGACUAAAGAUCAUGGCAUUGCAGCAACAGUUGAGCACUAUGCCUGCAUGGUUGACCUUCUUGGUCGUGCCGGGCACCUAGUUGAGGCAGAGGAUUUCGUAAACAAUAUGCCAAUUGAACCCAAUGGAAGAGUAUGGGGUGCAUUGCUGGGUGCUAGCAGAAUUCAUGGAAACAUAGAGCUAGGACAGCGAGCAGCGGAGAACAUUUUUGAAUUGGAACCACAUAAUGCAGGAAUACACGUUCUGUUGUUUAACAUGUACGUGGCAGCUGGCAGGUGGAAUGAUGCAACAAAUUUGAGACUAACGAUGAAGCAACGGGGGUUAAAGAAGGAACCAGGAUGCAGCUGGAUUGAGAUCGAGAACAAGAUUCACGCAUUCCUUGUAGGAGAUAAAUCACAUCCACAAACUGAAAAGAUAUAUGCAAUGCUUGCGAGAUUAGCUGAGCAGAUGAAGGAAGCAGGUUAUGUACCCCUUAAAAACUUUGUUUUGAAUGAUGGGGAUUAGGAGAAAAAUGAGCAUGUUCUAUCACAGGACUCACCAAUUGCGCUUGGAUAAAAAAUAAAUCUCUUAUGACUUUCAAAAUCAAGAAACUCCUGAUUGUCCUGCAAUUAGCAUACUGAAAUUAAAUUCUAUCUUCGAGAAAACAUUGCAAUGGUUGCCAACAAUUGCAGUAGAGAACCUAACAUGGUUCUCAGAGGUUCGUGGUUGGCCCUUGCUUAACAACAUUUUAUCCUAGCCAGGUUGGCUAGUGUGCUCAAACCAUAUAUUGCUGGAAGAAUGUGUGUUGCAGAUCGGUGGCUUAGUCGUAGAGCACCCAAAAUACUCGAGUAUUCAGAAAGGUCAUAAGCAAGUUCUGGUUGAUUCAUACUUUAAAGCAUGGGUUUAGUACUUGCAACAGAAACCAUUUGGAAGUUACAGCUUGGGGGAGAUGCAAAGUUGAACAAGUAUAAGCUAACUGGCAUUUAGUGGAUCAAGAUUCAAAUGGUAAUUGUUCCAUCUUUGUUCCUUUCUGUGUACAAGUGGAAUCAUGACCAGUUAACCAAUCUAUUGGCCCUGGUGAGAAAGCACAUGAAUACGAAAGAAGGAUUUAUCAAUUAUAACAAUCUUUUUCAACGAUUGUAGUAUUUAAAAUAAAUAAAUUUGGCAGUUCUGCUUCUUUGAGAGAGCACAAAUGCAUUUGAAAAUUUACUUAGAUUUAUGUACGCAAAAAAUAUUGUUAUCAUGACAGACACCAUCGUAUACUGCUCUUUCCUUCGUUAGAAUUAGGUGAUGUCUUGUUCUCUAAAGCCUUCUUUAUAUGUCUUUUAUUUUAGUUCCAUGAGAUCUAUGAACAAAUUUUCUAUCCCCUCCAUUCCAUUAAGGAGGACAUUUUCACCUUAUGGAGGAAAUUGAUAACCUA